Anolis carolinensis (green anole) is the source of this 12145-nucleotide messenger RNA. RefSeq names its product nuclear receptor subfamily 2 group C member 2 (gene nr2c2). Gene Ontology annotation, biological process: anatomical structure development; cell differentiation; positive regulation of embryonic development. Gene Ontology annotation, molecular function: zinc ion binding; nuclear receptor activity; RNA polymerase II cis-regulatory region sequence-specific DNA binding. The record is from RefSeq and is a predicted model, not a curated record. The transcript is spliced from 14 exons. Lineage: Eukaryota; Metazoa; Chordata; Lepidosauria; Squamata; Anolidae. Bases 4378 to 6168 code for a protein of 596 amino acids.
CUCUUGGUUUUUAAGAGGAAAAUAUAAUUGGCAGUUGUUUACAACCAGUUGUUGCUGAAGUGGAAAUUAUUCAUAAUAAGCUGACUAUUGUACUUGAAAAUGUAAAACUGUGUUUUCCAUGUUUUAUAUUAAACUUUGUUUCUUAAUAACCACAUGUCUGUUAGGAGAUUGUAGUCUACAUCCGUUAAUUAUGACAUUUGAUAAAUACUGGGUGGAAAAAAGUGAGGCCACACUUAAUCCUUCAGUCAUGCCUCCACAUUUAUACUAGAUGCCUGGGUGAUGGGUCUAGCACUUAGGGGCGGCAGACUUAUUCUUAACAGAAUUUUCUGAAGAUUUUAGGUCCCAGACACAGAACUAUAGUAGAACAUAUUCACUGUCUACUGUAAUAUGAGGGACCCCUCCAUCUUUUCCAAAUUUUGAUAAUUUUAUACUCAGAAACUGGGGAAUUUUUAAAAAGUACUUCAUUGUAUGACUCAUUUCUAACUACUAGCACUCCAAGUAACAUGUUAAUAGUGCAAAUAAAUAUUUGUAAAACUCACUGGUUUUGUGUUAGCUCUUAUUUCCUUUCUUGUGAAGGGAGGGAUACUCUGAAAAGUUAAAAAUAAUAUAAAAUAUGAAUAAUAUUCUCAAAAUGCCCAAAGAAUCUGUUUUUAGUUUUGUAGAAAUAACUGCAAAAUGUAAGGGGUAAAUGUUUUUCAUUACAUCUCAAAAGUGAUAGUGGCAAAUCACUUGACCACAGACAGUUGUCUGGAUGACAGUACACUGUUAGAAAUCUAAUAUUGGAGCUUGCAGUAAAGAAUUGGUAAAGCUUGUGACCAACCUUCGGUUCUUCUUUGUGGUUUCUGCACACUGCAUCAUUUGAACCGUUCUAGAUUAGCUUUUUGGCUGAAUCCCUAGCCACUAUAUAGCACUCUUGCUGCCUACACCCCCAGUUCCUUUUCAUCCAUUGCUGCUACAGCAUCACUAAAGGAAUGUUUCAGAUUGACUUUUCAGUUUUCAAUUUAUGGUUUGACUCAUUUUUGAUUUCCCCUUUCUGCUCUGAUUUGGCUUAUUAUGAUUCUGUCUCAGUUUGGCUGGACUAUGGCUUUGUUUUGUAGUCUAUGUGGUUUGGUCUGAUUUUCGCCAUUCACUUCCAGAUGGGUUCUUUUAUGGACUCCUCAGGGACAAAAAUGGACAGUACAGUGUUCCCUCACUUAUUGCUGGGGUUAGGUUCCAGGACCACCCGCAAUAAGUGAAAAUCCGUGAAGUAGGGACACUACAUUUAUUUUAAUAUUUAUACAUUAUUUUAGUAGUUAUACACUAUUUUAAGUCUUUAUCAACCAAUUGUGUGUUGAUAAAUCGCCUCCUUCUCUUCCUGUUGCCGCUUGGACUCCUUUUCUCUCCCUUUGGCUUCUCCUUCCUCCCUUCCUUAGGCUGCAAAUUGUAAUUUGUUAUGAUUUAUAAUAGUCAUUUAGAGUUAUUGUAAAACUGCAAAACAACGAAUCCGUGAAAAGUGAACUGCGAAGUAGUGAGGGAACACUGUAACCAUUUUGCAUCACUCUGUAGUCUAGAAGCUUUGUGAAGCCAUCCAUAGUAAUAGCUGAAUGCAAUCCAAUUGUCCCACAAUAAUGCACGAUGCCAGGCUUUUUGGCAACACCACAGGUUCUUGCACAAAUGAGGUGGUCAGUGGUAUCACAUCUACUCUGACGUCCUCAGACCUCACUAGUUUGGUUGGAUGAAGAAAGAAAAGCCUUUGAGGAUGGCACUUCAAAAAUUUAGACAAAAUGGAAGACGCUAUGAAACAAUAGACUAGGGAAGGUCUGAACAAGUUUUCCAAAGUAGAUUUGAUGAUUGGGUUCAAAGAUUGCACAACUGAAUUGCAACUGGUCAAGACUAAUGUGAACAGUUUCAUGUUGUAGACAAACCAUUAUGUUAUAUGAAGUUGGACAUGUCUCAUAGUUAAUAAAGUAGUUAUGACCUGGCAGUCAAUACUUUCAUAAAAACUAGGUUGUAAGCUGAAAUCUUAUAGCAUGCAAAUACUAUACUUACUUGCAACAGUCCUUAAACAUUCUCAGAAAUAAGGUCUUGUUCUGCUUUUUGAAAGAAAGAAUGAAUUGUGACAUAACCUUCCAGGAUUUGAAAACUUCCAGUCCAUAACCAUUAAUAUUUAACAAGAAACGGAAGGGGUAGCAAGAUGUCUAAAUUCAAAAUAGAUGUAAAUUUUCUCUAGAUGAAAAAUAACCUCACAAAAAAGAGCACAUAGUAGGACCUUAUUGGAUCUUUUUUUAAAAACCACAACAGUAGCAUUUUAUGACACGUUUCCCUAGCAGCUAAGUAAAUGAUCUUGGAUUAUAUGCGUUUUCCAUUUAUUUCUAAGUAAUUUUUGAAUGAACUAAAUGAGUCGAUUCCUUUUUGCUGAUGGAAUUUGGAAUUUCUGGACAUGCUAAUGGAGAACAGACUAAAAGGAUUAGCCCAAUACCCUUGACAUCCUGCAUCUUCUUGGCAGUUUUCCUCGCUACAAGUCUAGCAGCAUGGAUGUUUGGGUUGUUGCCCCAGAUAAAACACAAUAGCUUUCCCAAAUGUGUCUUAUAACUAAGGAAUCUGCAUAUUUUUGCUUUUUAUAUGUAGCUACCUUUAAUUUAUACUUGCCCUAUGUUCCUUCACCCCAUCCCCCUACAUCAUAUCAAAGAGAAUUCGGAUUUGUCGGAUUCUCACCGCAUUGAAUUGUGGAAGAUGCAGAGACAACACGGUUAUCCAGGGUUAAAAAUUCAAGUCAGACUGAACCUUUCUCUGAAUAUGCCAUCAAACAGUGCUUCUCAUGCUAUCUAAUGUGAGGGACAGACACUUUUCUUCCCAGUGUGAACAUAUUUGUGUCCAUUGGCUACAGCCAUUUUUUUUCUUUCCUAUAAACUUCCCAGGGACUGGCAGCCAGUAGCUCAAAGACUAUCACUGGUUUGGUGAUCAUCAUUUUGAGCAGCCCUAAUAAAAGUCCCAAGAGAAAGUUGAUCUUUGAUUUGGUUAGGUGAAAUACCUUCCCCUCCACAAUGUUUCAGGGCACUCAGAAGAGGGGGAAACAUCAGACAGUGAUGCAUACUGACUGUGACUUUAUUAUUAAUAAUAAUCUUCUGCCUGUGACCCUUAUAGUUACCUACAAGACACUACAAUUUUAACUCAGCUGACAUGGUGGUUCAAAAGAAAAGAAAAGGCAAAACUGAGCAUCAUUUGAACAUGGGAAGGUGGCAGAACUUGGUUCAAAUUUUGCAUUUUGUUUGGAAAGAGUAAUAUAAGCAAGCAACUAUUAUACUAAUUGUGAAUGCAGUUUGAUAAAGUUUUAAAGAUGGUGUUGUGGUUUUUCGCUUUGAACAUUUUUGUAUGGAUUUUAACUUAAUUUUUAAUACCGUUGAUGUCUAAUAAACAUGUUGACAACAACAACUAAUGCUAAAAUAUUGCAGUUCAGCACUGGCAUGAUGAUAGUGAAUAGCCUAUUUAUGUUAAUCCCUUUUCUAGGCAAAGAUAGCCUAGAGCCGUCUGUACAUUUAUGCAAUAACAAUUUGAUUUAAGUAUUUUAAUGUCACAAAAUUUAUUGUUGAUUUCAGCAUUAUAGUUUAAAUCAGCAUGGUUGAAAUUUUCUCUUUUUGUACGUUUUCCCUGAUUUCUUUGAAAUUCUGUUAUAUUAGUUAACAAGAUAUUUGGUGUCAUUUCCCAGAUAAUUAAAAUGAUGGCUACAUGUUAUAAAAUUAAUUUAUACCUCUUAUUGUUUGCAAUAUAAUUGAUUACAUUAUAUCAUAUUUGAGGGUUGUGCAUGAGUGAAGUGGGGCCUGUCUUUCUUUUAGCAGAGGAGGAAUGGUUUAGCUGUAUUUGGUUGUCGAACUGUAAAGAUAAAGGGUGUUCCAUAGAAACCAAGUAGUUUCCUUUAUACUUGUCUGAAAAUUAUUCAAGAGCUAGAUAACUGAUUUUCUCAUGAAUUUUGCUACAUUGUAGUUUACUGCACCAUUUAUAGUUGGGUGUAGCAGAUACAAAAGAGAAAAGCUUUGUAACCUGGAUGCAUCUUCGCCAUUGAAAUUAAUUGUAUUAUUAGACAAACUGCUUCAGCAGCUGGCAAAACAGCAGGAACACGUCAAUUCUGCUUCCUUGGUUACAGGGAGUGAUAGUGUACUUGACCUUCAGAGGAACAGGGUCACAGAGAGGGCAUUUUAAAACAAUUCUGUCUGGUUUUGUGAUUGGAAUUUUUAUAAGUGGAGUUCGGAUACAAGCCUUUUGACUAGACUAAAACUGACCUCUUCAUUUUUCUUGGAUUAUUUUGACCAAAGAUCUUUGCUGAGGAAAAAUGUAAAUAAAGCUGCAGAAGGAUUUGACACUGUUCAAACUUUACAGACAGCAUUAUCUGAAUCUCCCGUGAUGACCAGCCCUUCCCAACGCAUCCAGAUUAUUUCCACAGAUUCCUCAGUGACUUCACCACAACGCAUUCAGAUUGUCACAGAUCAGCAAACAGGGCAAAAAAUCCAAAUAGUGACAGCAGUGGACUCAUCAGUAUCUCCAAAGCAACAAUUUAUAUUGGCUAGCCCAGAUGGAACGGGGACAGGAAAAGUGAUAUUGGCUACGCCUGAGACUUCAAAUACCAAGCAGCUUAUCUUUACCACCACAGAUAACAUUGUGCCAGGCAGAAUACAGAUUGUGACUGACUCGGCCUCUGUUGAACGUUUGUUGGCUAAAACGGAUGUCCAGCGACCACAAGUUGUAGAAUACUGUGUUGUGUGUGGAGACAAAGCAUCAGGUCGUCACUAUGGUGCUGUCAGUUGUGAGGGAUGCAAAGGCUUCUUUAAAAGGAGUGUGAGGAAAAAUCUGACCUAUAGUUGCCGUAGCAACCAAGACUGUAUCAUCAAUAAACACCAUCGAAACCGUUGCCAGUUUUGCCGGUUAAAAAAAUGUCUCGAGAUGGGAAUGAAAAUGGAAUCUGUACAGAGUGAAAGGAAGCCUUUUGAUGUACAGCGUGAGAAACCAACUAACUGUGCUGCUUCAACAGAGAAAAUCUAUAUCAGGAAGGACUUAAGAAGUCCGCUAAUAGCAACUCCGACUUUUGUAGCAGAGAAAGAUGGAGCUAGAUCAGCUGGUCUUCUUGAUUCAGGGAUGCUUGUCAAUAUUCAGCAGCCAGUAAUACGAGAUGAUGGUACAGUGCUGCUGGCUACAGAUUCCAAGGCUGAAACAAGCCAAGGUGCCUUGGGAACACUAGCAAAUGUUGUAACAUCACUUGCCAGCAUCAAUGAGUCGCUUAAUAAUGGAGACACAUCAGAAAUCAAGCAAGAAGACCAAUCUGCAAGUGAGAUCACUCGGGCAUUUGACACUUUAGCUAAAGCACUUAAUACUGCAGAUGGUGCAGCAGCUCAGAAUGCAGAAGAUGGGAUGGACCCUGCAGGUGGUGGGAAUAUUCAUGUAAUCAGUAGGGAUCAGUCUACCCCGAUCAUUGAAGUUGAAGGACCCCUGCUUACAGAUACCCAUGUGACAUUUAAGUUAACCAUGCCUAGCCCAAUGCCAGAGUAUCUCAAUGUUCAUUACAUUUGUGAGUCAGCAUCCCGGUUGCUUUUCCUUUCCAUGCAUUGGGCGAGAUCUAUACCUGCUUUUCAAGCACUAGGGCAGGACUGCAAUACAAGUCUUGUGCGUGCCUGCUGGAAUGAACUAUUUACUUUAGGCCUUGCACAAUGUGCACAGGUGAUGAGCUUGUCCACUAUCCUGGCAGCUAUUGUCAACCAUCUGCAAAAUAGUAUACAAGAAGAUAAACUUUCCGGGGAUCGAAUAAAACAAGUAAUGGAACACAUCUGGAAACUUCAGGAAUUCUGUAACAGCAUGACUAAACUUGACAUCGAUGGAUAUGAAUAUGCUUACCUUAAAGCUGUAGUCCUUUUUAGUUCUGAUCACCCUGGUCUGACAAACUCCAAUCAAAUAGAAAAAUUCCAGGAGAAAGCUCAAAUGGAAUUACAAGAUUAUGUUCAAAAAACAUAUCCAGAAGACACCUACAGGUUAGCCCGGAUUCUUGUCCGCCUGCCAGCACUUAGACUGAUGAGCUCCAGCAUUACAGAAGAACUAUUUUUUACUGGGCUCAUUGGAAAUGUUCCAAUUGACAGCAUCAUCCCUUACAUCCUGAAAAUGGAGACUGCAGAGUAUAAUGGCCAAAUCACAGGAUCAUCUUCCUAGAGAAAGGACUGGUGAAUCUAGACAUCUCUGAGUAACCAUAAUUCACUGUUAAUGUGUACAGAUAUUUUCAACAUAUUUCAUGUUCUUGUUAGUUAUUUGUCUAUAUUCAAAAACACAAUAAGGACUUCUGUAAAAACCUUUUCUAGGACUCAUUUCUGUCAGAAGAAAUAUUUAAAUGUCUUUUUUGGAAAAGACUACAGUGCUGAACACAACUUUAAGAUGCUUUUACUUACACAUUGCUGGAGAGCAAAGAAACAAAAGGUUCUAUGACACCACAAUCUUCAUUAAAUAGCAUUGAAUUAGUAACCCCAAUUUCAACGGAAGAUUUGCAAGUUUAUGGUUGGCCUCCUCUCUCAAAAACCAUUGCUAAGACUUCCAGUUCAACAUUAUAUACACACACACACACAUACAGUACUGUGUUGAAAUGUAUUUGAAAAUUUUUCAAUGAAUAUUGAAAUUACUGGGGUUAUCUGCACUUUUCAAGUAUUUCUAGUUAAAUCUAUUACAUUGACAUUGUGCAAGCAGUGCCUUGUUUGUAUGAGCAGGGUAAAUGAAUCGUUGCAUUUAAACUACAGAUACAUGCUUGUGAUUAGUACAAACACAUGAAGAACUGUGGAAGACAAUCAUUUAUUCUAUGGAUUUAAAAUUGUAUGUGUUUAUUAGUCAUGUGAUCCUUCCAAGGAUAUUUCUAUACUAUUUUGAAAUUAAAGCCAGCUAAAUUAAUGUAAACAUUUACAGUUAACAUAAACAAAGCAUAAUAUUUAUGGCCCAUCUGUCAGCUUAAUAGAUGGUAUAAAACUUAAUUCACAUUGGUAAACAAUAUACUAACAUUUCAUUUUUUAUCAUGGAAGAUUAUUCAAAUUUUAUAAGGUUCCGCAACUGCCUGUACUACAAUUUGCUAGUUUGGGGAGUUUUUUUAAUGUUGUGCAUUCAUCACACUUUUAGUAAUAGUUGUGUUCUCAUUGUUACCUAUGUAUACACGGUAAUUUCAAAGCUCUUUCCUCUAAGUAUUAGGAAAAACAUCCUGACAGCAAGAGCUCACAGAAUAGGCUGCCUUAAAGUAUGAUGGAGUCUCCUUCUGUGGAGGUUUUUAAACAGGUUUUAGACAAUUUUUCUAAUGUCUUGCAACCUGUGUGUCAUAGCCUGAACCAUUGAUGCUAUUAUUCCUAUGCAGACAUGAUACAUGGGGAGAGGAGGGGAUUGAAUGUCUCUGUUGUCCCCUACCCCCCCCCCCCACACACACACACACAGACACACAAUUAUGUGUGUUUUAGAUGGCAUUGUCUGUACUGACAUUUUCAUGCUGUAGUUAAAUUUGAAAUUGAAAAUGUAGCAGUUGCCAUCAACUUAGACAGCUUUAAAAGAGGAUUAAACAAAUCUACUAAAGCUUAUCAUGGCAGCCAGUUAUGUUGAGUAUUUAUUAAAAUCCAGGAUUAGAAAUGAUAUGCCUCUGAAAUCCAGUUGCUAAAGAAUAUAAGUGGGAGGGAGCCAUUCCGUUCCUGUCCUGUUUAUAGGCUCCCUGUUGCCAUCUGUUUGGCCAUGAUUCGGACGGAAUGCUGUUGGUCUGAUCCAGCAUGACUUUUCUUUAGAGAAAACACAUAUAAAUAACAGUCUUCUUAGUUAUUUUCAUACAUUCCAGGAUAUAAGAGAUUUUAUUUGUACACCAAAAUCAUCUCUGUGUAGGAAAAUACCAUGAAUGAAGGGAACAAUAAGAGAAGCUUAUGAGAAUCUAAAUGUAAUUGAAGGGAUAAGAAAUAUGUCCUCUGUCUUGGCAUUUCAUCAUGUGUUUUUAAGCUGACUGUUUUUGGUUUGUUCUCUAAUUUUUAAUGUGAAAUAGUAUGCCUUUUCUUUGUUUCAAACUGGUCACAGGAAAUAAUUUUAUGCAGUCAUUUUAAACUGCCGUUAGUUUGAAAGUAUAUUCCAACAAGUCUUUAUUAAACAUUCGGGUAGCAUCAGAGGUCCUUAAGUUAGAUCCAGAUACAAUUUUGUUUAUACCUUCUAAGGCUAUUUAUUAAGCACACUUACUUGGAAUCAAGUUUCUCGGAAAAAAGUAGGACUUAACAAAUAUACACAUAGGCUAAAAGCAUCAACAUUUAAAACAGAUGCACUGUAUAGUUUGUAUGUUGUAUGUUGCUGCGGGCUGUGGCGCAGCUGUUGAGCAGCUGCCUUAAAUCACUCUGACCAUGAGGUCAUGAGUUCGAGGCCAGCCCGUGGCGGGGUGAGCACCCGUCAAUUAAAAAUAAAAAAUAGCCCCUGCUCGUUGCUGACCUAGCAACCCGAAAGAUAGUUGCAUCUAUCAAGUAGGAGAUAAGGUACCACUAAUAAAAGUGGGGAGGCAAGAAUAACUAAUUUACGACCUGGUAUGAGGAAGUGCCGUCAGUGUGGAUGAUGAAGCAGCUGCUCCCCCCUGUGGCCAGAAUCGAACAUCCCCUCAGAAGAACGUUAACUUGCCUCUGCGUGUGUCUCUCAGUCUCUGUUUGAUGUGUUUAUGGGCAUUGAAUGUUUGCCCUAUGUGUGUUAUAAUGUGAUCCGCCCUGAGUCCCCUUCGGGGUGAGAAGGGCGGAAUAUAAAUACUGUAAAUAAAUAAAUAAUAAAUAAAUCUUAACUGCAAUCCCAAGUGAAUGUGUAAUUAUGUAAGGCUGAAGCCUCAGUAAAUCACAGUAACACUUGUGUAGCAACUGGCAAGCAAUUACAUAUGAUUUCCCCCGAGAGUUCAUCACGCUCUGAGAAUAGGAGGGUUUUGAAUAUAGUUUGCUAUUAAUUCACAAGUCUGUAGGUAUAAUGUUUCUUCCAAAUCAAUUCAUAACAUAGUUAUGGGGCUGGGGAAUGCCAUUGGAGGGGGAAAAACGGACAUUUCAUAAUGUUUGCCCAAGCUCUCAAGCGCAAUUAAAAUAGUGCUUUAGAUCCUGGUCAUGUUUGUGUAUAUGAUGUUUAUGUGCUAGGAUCGAACUUUGUCUAAUAUAUUAUGUACAGUGUAAUAUAAAGUGUGUAUGUAUGUAUAUAGAAAUAUGUACAGUCAUGUAAUCAUAAAUAUCAAACUUCUAUAUGUUGAAAAUAUUAUAAAUGCAUUGCAAAUCUUGAGCUUCCUAAAUUUUAUUUCAUGCUCCAAGCUCAGUUCUGAUAUAAUCAUAUGCAUUCCCACUUUCCUCAGGAAAGAGGGAACCUGUUUUUAAACCCAGGAUGUAUUUGCACUUUGUCUUAAAUUCAGAAAGAAACUAUUUAAUAGUUCUGCAUCUCAUUUCUAAAUCCAUAAAAGCCCUGUUGACAUGAAUGGACAUUGUGCAGUGACAGUGUUCAAGGGGAUUCAACCUGUGGACCAUGAACAUUUCUGUAUAUUCUCAGCACACGUAAGAGGUGCUUUUUCUACUGUUCUGAAAGACGUUGUUUUAUACAAUACUUUUUUUAGCAUGUGAAACUGUAUUUCUAAUGUCUAUAACCCCCUAGAAGUUGAGGCUGUCACACAACAGACUCCGUAGUUUUAUAACGACACUGUCUUAUCAGUGCAAUAUGUAGUGUCAUAAAUAUCCAUAUGAACUAAAUCUUAUAUGAUUCUGUUAUCAUUUCUGGCAGUAAGAAAACUUACUGAUAAAACGAUUUUGUUUGUUUAAAUAUCAGUUUUGAAUGGACAGUUUUUAAGUACAUUGCAUAUUACUGACCCAAAGGAAUUUUAUUAUACAAAUAAUGAAGACUUUAGGAGAAAUGUUAAGUAAUUGUGGAGUAGGGAUUGCCAACUUGUUGGACUGCAGUUCCCAAUAUCCCUUACCAUUCUCUCUACUGGCUAAGGCAGUUAGACGUUGCUAUUCAACAACAUCUAGAACAGUGAUUCUCAACCUGUAAGUCCACAGAUACUUUGGCUUUCAACUCCCAGAAAUCCUAACUUCUGGAAAACUGGCUGGGAUUUCUGGGAGUUGUAGACCAAAACACCUGGGGACCCACAGGUUGAGAACCACUGGUUUAGAGUGUUGUUAGUUGUCUAUUCCAGUGCUAAAAUAAGAAGCUGGUGAUGACAGGCAAUGUUCUUUUUUUCCCCUUCUGUAUUGUUUAUAUAGUUUUGCCUGUCUUUUUUUCUGUAGAAAAAUAAUCUUGAUUCCAAAUGAGAUAUUUUGAUCACCCAUGACAAUUUUACAUAUGUGUAAUUAUCCAGAAUGGAAUAUUUGAAAUAUUCAUAAACAUCCUGAGAGAAAACUUACCAUACUAAUUAGUUUUCUUCAGCUAACCUUUUGUCAAGUAAAUGAAGGGCAAUAUUCUUCUGCAGAAUUGUUUCUGAAGACUUCAGCAGUCCUGUUUCUCCCUCUCUGGUGUGUAUAUGCAUAGGCUGUAUGUCAGAGCUUCGAGAGUAUGCAAAGUCUGUUUGUACACCUCCAGCUUGAACAACAUGGAGAGAAAGGGACAGGCAGAUUCCCACUUUCCCAUAAGGUCUUGACACUUUUUAUAAACCUUUCCAGGGAGAAGCAGGUAAACUUACUUUUUGAGUUCAGUGAGGAUCACUCUAGAUAGCAUAGACAUUACAUCUGAUUAGUUGUCAGAAAACAAUGUUUUCUGUUUCUUCAUGGUAGUCACACCAUGAUCUUAAAUAGUGUAUGUUUUGCUGGAAGCAGUCCAAGCUUUUCAAAUGUGGGAUGUGUGUUUGAACUACAUUUUCUAAGAUUAGCCUUGGUGAAUACAGCAGUGCUGCCAAUAAAAAUGUGUAGCCUAACAGACAUUUCUAUAGUCUUAUAGAGGUUCCAUAAAGAAUGUGAAAAUGUGGAGCGUAUUUCUUUAAAAAUGCCCCAUUCAGAUGUUUGGGAACUCAUCGGAUAUACUGUCCAGUCUCCAUAGCAUAUUUAAAAAUAUUUUUUGUUUCAUCUGUAGAUCAUAUGAAGCAUUUUUGCUAAUAAAACUCCAUUGUUUGGAGGUUCUCCAUUGUAAACUUAUCAUAAAGGUUCUCUUUCAGUGUAAUCUAUAUAUGCUUACUCAGAAGUAAGCCUGAUUAAAUUUAAUAGCACUUAUUUCCAGGUUGAGUGUGUAUAUAGGAUUACAAGAUUAGUAUCAGUACCCAUUGCUUGUUUUUAUAUUUAAAAAUGAAUGUAAAAAGAAUUUUCCAAUUUUGAUAGUUCCUUAAUCAGUUAAGAAAAAUAACUGUUUUUAAAAUCUUUCUGUUUUGAAUUUCCAAUAUUGGAAAGUUGUGUGAUACAUCGUUUUAGUAUAAAAUUAUCUCCCCCUCCCCAUGCUCCCACACUGAAGGUACUAAGCUGGUAUCUGAUUCUGGUUCCAUGAAUAAUUUAAGCUGUUUUAAGAAACAAAUAUAAUUUUUUGCUUUCUGUUUUGGAGCUUGGUAGGGGUUGAGAAGUUUAAAAAAAAUCAAAAUGUUAAUCUUACAAAAGGACUGGAGGAGCUUGGUGGGUCUAUUAUUCAAAUACUUUCCACGUCCAUGAAACUCGUGUGUUGCCAGGUUAUGUGUUAACCAACCACUAAUUCUAAACAUAAUGUAAUUGUCUUUGUUCGUACUAGUUUUAUAAAUAAAAAAUCCUCUUCAUUAUUAACCCAUUCUAUACUAUUGUAUGUAUUUGGAAAAUCCCGCCGGCUCAAAGCUCCUAUCAAAUUAAAUAUAUUUUCCACAAGAGGAAUUGUCUGUGAUAAUUCCAUGGGGUAUAUUUUGUAACCUUGUUCUUUUUAUUGUUUAUUAAAAUAUUGUUCGAAUAUUUCUUUGGAUUUUAGGUUCAAAACCUGAAAUUGCUGUUGCUCCCACAGUUUGUGAAACCAUUUUUUGUAAAUGUGAAGGCAUUUAAAAUAGCAUGUUCCUUUUUUAUCUGAAUUUUAUAUCUAAUCAAUGUCUUCAGUCAUGAAGAGAAAUUGCAUUGUUGUGUGUGUAUAUAAAGUAUUGCAGUGCAUGCUUAUGCAUUUCAUGAAAUGCUGUGUAAAUGUGGCAUUAUAUUGUUGUGGCUUAAUAUUGCUACCUACAGGAGAUUUAUACUAUUAAAAUAAAUAAAGACUCUUA